Molecule: messenger RNA, 1441 nt
Organism: Didymodactylos carnosus
Lineage: Eukaryota; Metazoa; Rotifera; Eurotatoria; Philodinida; Philodinidae
Source: the annotation of a GenBank genome assembly
AUGUCAGCGCGAUGCCCUCUAUCAACUGAGGUAUGAACGAAGAAAAACGGAGAUUAUCAUCUCGGGCGGUUCCCUCGUCAGUCUCAUUCAGUUUUUUCUUUACCUUCCAGGAACGUCGUAAAAAAUUCUUUUGCAAAACAGUGAAGAAAAUGUUUUCUGGAGUACCCUGAUUCAAAACUUAUUGCGUACAAGGUAAUCGACUAUGAAUAGUUCGAAUCUGCUAUCAUUUUGGCCGAACACGCCUUUAAAAUUUCUCGACUGAAUUGAUAUGAAAAUGGUUUGCAGAACGACAACAAGUCAAACUCCUUAGUUUAAAAACAAUAUCAUAAAAUUUACCGAUUGAACUCGUAAAAUAUCAAACAUUUGUUAAUUAUUUUGUAGCUCUUGAGAAGCUCUGUCAUGUGCUAAACGACAAAUUAACGUUUCUAGAAAAAUCGCUUUUUUCAAAGUAUCAAUCUCGUAGGUUCGUGUGAAAAAAUUUCAAUAGAUAGUUAUUGGAUCCAAAACUUAUUGUGCUAUCAAUAGUGCGAUGGAACUGAACGUGCUGAUUCUGAAUAUGACCUUAUUUUUCUUGUAGAAUGUUCCUGGACUGAGAAAAUAGAAUUACUAGACAGUUGGGCACGCGACACCUGAGUGCCUUAGUUAGUGUGGAAACUAAUUUUGUAUCUUGGAAAGUCAAAAUUAAUAAUUUUUUUUUCACGAAUACACACUUGAGGAAUUUUAAUUCAUAAUCUGUGUCGUUCUUGUUUAUAAUGCAAUUGGAUUUGAUAAAAAAUGUUUUCUUUGGAAGGCCUCUGUAUUUACAGACUACUUUACGACUGAGUAUUUUCCGACGGUCGUUCUCAGCAAAUAGUCCAUAUAUCCUAAUAUAUUCUCCCCUCUCCCACUUAUCUGGACAAACGUUCGCCUGAAUGCCCACUGUGUUCAUAUACUAAAAUUCGAAUAACAAAUUUUUAUCAGUGAUUGGAGAACAAACAUGGCAGGGCAAUGGUUUCUUGAUCAUACCAGAACCUUUAUAAUCGAAUAAUCUUAUUGAAACGAUUUUUCUCCAGUUUGACAAGAAAGUGCACACGUGAAAGUAGAGAAAAGUUACCUUGACUCAUUUUAGUGAUUGUAAGACGGCGGAGAAAAAUUUUAAUUUUUUCCAGAAUAAAUUUAAAAAGUUUGAUUUGUUGUCGUUCUGCAUUGAGCGUUAAUGUUAUUUAUCGAAAGUUAAAUCCAAACUGAUUGUUUACCCGAUAAUUACUUCUGCAAUAUAAAAUACAGUGCCCCCAAUGAACAUCGCUGACUGUCGCAGCAUCGUACGUUUAUAGAACUAACGAGGGAAGGUCCCCAACUGUCCGAUCGCUUUCGACCCGAAACCUAGUGGACUAUAGGUAGUCGACCAUGCUGAUUCCGAAUAUCAACAUGAGACGUGCUGCUGGGCCUCCAGAGAGUGGUU